UCUCUCUCUCUCUCUCUCUCCUUGCUGCGGUCUCGCCACGGUCCUGCGCCCCGCGCCUGCUCUGCGGCCGACAGAAGUCUGCCCGUCUGAUGUCCUGCUAGCUGUCUUGCCAUGGGAGGAACACACUCAAGGCCACCGGGGUCCCUUCUCCCCUCGGAGCGCAGCUCCUGGAGGCAGCGGCACAAGGCGAGUGUGACCUCGGCUCUCGGUGACGCCCACACCCUGGUGUCCUACCUCACAGCCGGGACGCUGCCGCUCUUUGCCGGACGCUGCCUGGCCCCCCUGGCACAGGACCUCACCAUCCAGGAGCCCUCCGUCUAUGAGGCCCACCACUGCAUCAUCUCGGCCGUCCUUGACACGGACAUCACCUUUCUGGAGCGCGCGGCCAAGGGGUUCCCCCUGCAAUAUUCGGACCCCGAUGUGGUGGGGCACCUGUUCCCCCCGGUGGAGGGCCCCCCCCUGCCGGCGUCGACCGCCCUCCCGCCCAUGCGCCAUCCCCAGGAGCUGAUCUUCGGCUUCGCCCCCUUGCACAUCGCCAUCGCCCAGUGGUGGGUGGCUGUGCGUGGGCUCUUCUUGGAUGGCACCCCGCCCGCCAGCCUCCUGGAUCCCUGUGUGCCGGCACUCCAGCCCUCGGAGGGCCUCAUUCAGAUGCUCCUGUCGCAAAAGCACUCCCUGCGCGGGCGGACUGCCCGUGGAUCGACAUCUCUCCACCAUCUGGUGCUGUGGCUGGUGGAUGCCGAGCUUCACUGGCCGAACGCCGAGGCCUUUCUGGCCCACAUCAUGAGCCGCUUCCUAUUCCUCCUGGCCGCAGCACCGGCCUUCAGUCGGGACCGGCUGUCGUCUCGAAUCCAGUGCUGCCUGCCGCAGCUGAUCAUAAGCUCGGUCCGGUGUUCCAACGGCCUGACAGCCCCGCAGCUCGCCGUGGCGCUCCAUCGGUUCUUCCCUGGGCCCGGGCUCGCCGGGCCGACGGCCUCCGACUUUGCGGCUUCCCCCAUUCACCAGCACCUACCACCCGGAUCGGGGGCCUAUGCGUGGGCCGAGCCCCAGCCGGUCCCCUCCGGUGCUGUCAGCGCCGCGCGGCCCUUCUCGGCCCCGGAGAUGGCCUGCCUGCGUCUGCUCCUGCUGUCGCUGCCCACCCCCCCGCCGGAGUGUACCUGCCAGCCGGAUCGCCACCGCCAGCACUCGGCCCCUUCACAUGCGCCGAAUUGCCCGGCGUUACUGCCCCCGGCUCCGGCGUACUGGUCCUGUCAGGCGGGCCUGCUCGGGACCCUGGCCUUCGGGGCCCGGCAGUUUGACCCGGUGCUCCACCUGGCCGAGGAGGUCCUCCCGGGGGACUUGCGCCUGGAUCCGGACCAGCUCGACGCCUGUGGCAGCGGGGUGCUCCUGCACACGCGCGACGCGGCUCGCAUGCGUCUGGGCCAAUUCGCCGCCGAGUACGGCGCCACCGGGCUCAUGGCCGCCCUGUCGGUCCUCGAGCUCGGGACCGGAGGGGGGCCCCUCCCGACCGCUGACGAUCGGUACCCGCCGUUGCACCUGUCGCUGAGUCGCGGGGAUGCCGCCACCGCGGAGGCCCUCGUGCUGGGCCCCGGGCUGGAUGUCGGGCUGCCGGUGGUCGGCCCGACCCUCGCGCGACUCCUGCUCCAACCGGACGCCGAGGGAAACAAUGCCUUGCAUUUGGCCGCCCGGCGGGCGGACCCGGUGCUCCUGCGGCGCCUAUUGCUGGACCUGCUGACGGGGGGCGAGCGCGAGGCGGACCUGUGCUCGAACAUCGCGGCCCCGGCGGCCCUGCUUCACAUGCGUGCAGCUCUGGAUGCCCUGGCCGCGGGGCUGCUGGCUACCAACCACCUCGGUGACACGCCCCUCCAUGUGUGUCUCUACGCUCCGUGCGCGGUGGCCUCCCUCGAGGCCGGGGCCCAGGCCGCGCGCCUGCUCCUGGCCUGCCUCAACUGCCUGGCGCUGGUGGCCUGUGCACCGCCGGACACCGGCGGGCCUUCGCAGCCUCUGAUUCCCGGCCCGGAGGGCAUGCCGGCUCUGGGCCAGGCUCUGCUGGGCGGCGGCCUGGAUCCGGAGCCCGUGCGCUGGGUCUUCGCGCGUCUGCUGCAGAUCGCCUGCUCUCCCGGGCCCCUGCCGCCAGGCCUCCUGUACCCGACGCCGAUCGGCUCGCCGGCGGACACCCUGCCGGCCUUUGUGAAUGUGCUGUCUGGGGAAAACCGCCUGGGUGACACGCUGCUGCACGCGCUCUUCCGCGGCCCGGCCCCGGUGUCGGCCCUGCCCUUUGUGCCGGCCGGGGCCGGGCGCUUUGUCAACCUCUUCCCUGCCACCCCGGGCACAAGUGCCACCUCCAGUCCCACUUCCACCGAGGCCGGCGGUCUGCCAGUGCGAUCGGGGUCCGACGGUGCCCGCGUCCAGGCCCCCCGGCCCGGGGUCGACGGCCAGUGGAACUUCCAGGCCGAGCCGCCCGGCAGCCGACCCGGGGUCCCGGCUCCGGCCCCAGGCUCGGACGCGGCCAUCCUCGCGGCCAUGGACGAUCCGGUGCUGGUGGACGCAAUGCUGGCACAUGCGUCAGCGACCUUUGUCCUGACGGACCACACGGCUCCGGCCGUGGCCCCCGGCCGGGGGUCCGAGGUCCCGUGGCUGGGCGGCCUCACGGCCGCCGUGCGGUGGCCCUCCGCGGCGGACAUCGCGACGGCAGCCGCCGCCGCCGCCGCCGCCGCCACUGCCGCCACCGCCGCACCCGGUGGCAGCCAUGACAAUGCCAGCCAGUCCGGCGCCGGGCCAUUGGUCUCGGCGGCCGGGGUGCUUGGGCAACUGCUGGCCCGGCUGGGCCAGGCGCCGGAGGCGCUGGCCGCCCGGGCCCUGACCUUCCCCAGCCGCAGUAGCCCCGCCCGGAUGACAGUCACCUGCCUGCUGCUGAGCGAGGCCAAUCGCUUCCGCGGGGAGCUGGCCGUUGCACUAUUCCGUCGCGCCGGCUGGGAGCCCCGGGCUCCGGUGUUCGAGCAGCUGCUGGAUCUGGUCCCCUGGCUGGCGGUCAGCCUGUCUACCUCGCUCGAGGGCAGCCUCUCUUCCUCGAUGCUGGGCGCGCCGGCGGCGGCGGCGGCGGCCCCCACCCAUGGCGAUGGCGCUGAUGGCCCGACGGCAGCCGGCGACAUGCCGGCUCCUGGACAGCAGGUGCUGGACACCUUCACCGGACAGAGCAUGCUCGCGGCUGCCUGCCGGCAGGUGGUCGACCGGUUCCCGGCGCCGCCGCCGCUGCCACCGGUCCCGGCGCCGCUAGGCCCCUCCGACCCGGCGGGAUUCUCCCCGGACCCGGGCAUGCUGGCGCUGCUGGCCGAUGGGCGGACGCACUAUCGCCGAGCGGUGGCGUGGAUCUUGCACGCGGCCUUGGCCCCUCUCGGGGUCUCCCUGGCCGGGGUGGCCACACAGUUGGACCGGGCUCUGGAGGAGCGCCGGCCGGUCGGGCCCCCGCGUCGUCCCCGGGCCACGGUCCUCGGCUCGCUGGACAGCUAUGCGCUGUCUCGCUUGCAUUCCGCGAUCCUGGAAAAGCUGGAAAUCAUCCAGCUGAAGUCUGCCCUGGUGGGCGUCAAGCAGGUCGGCGUCAAGGAUCUUGAGAUCCUGGAACAAAUCGGCGAAGGGUCCUUCUGCAAGGUGUUCCUCGGGGUGUACAAGCAGCGUGCCAACAUCGCCGUCAAGCAGGUGGCCGUGGUGGAGUCCUUCUUCCGGGCCGACACGCGGGAUGAGCCACCCAAGUGCCCCGGACUGCUGAGCCUCAGCGGGGAUACGUGCCUCGGCGUGCCGGAUGGUGGCAGCCCCGGCGGUGUGGUGGCCCCCUCGGCCGGCGAUGCCUUCCCCUGGCCGGCGCACUUCCGGGCGGUCGGCAUCGCGGCGGCCGAGGCGCUGGACGCCCGGCUGGCCCGGCACCGUGCCCAGGCCGGCCGUGGCCCGGCCCUCCUGGCAGCCGAGGGGUUCUCCCCCCCGCACCACCAGCAUCCGCCGCAAUGGCAGCAGCUCCAUCACCACCCCCACCAGCAGCAGCAGCAUCAUCACCAUCAUCACCAUCACGCCGGGCAUGAGGAGCAAAGCUGGGUCCUGGUCCCGGCCCCAGGGGCCGCGCUGCUGGCGGCCCUCCGGCCGCGGGACUUCCCCCACCUGUCGGCGGCCCCGGUGGAUGUACUGUUCGGGCCGGCGGCCGACCUGGCCACGGGCGCCCCCGGCGGGUCGGGCCGGUGUGCGCGCCUGCCCGACCCGUCGACCGGGCGCCUGCUGGCGGCGGUGCUGCCCCCGGCGCGGGCCCUGCGCCCGGAGUCCGAAGUCCUGCGUCUGUGUCGCGAGGCGCGCAUCCUCAGCCAGCUCUCGCACCCGAAUAUCAUCCGCUUCCUCGGGGUCCAUGUGAAGCCGCACCCGGUGGUCCUGUCCUCUCAGUCAACGCUGGACAAUUACCACCGGUUCGGUGGGUCCGGCAAGAUGGGCGCCGUCAUGGAGGCGCACCACCACCACCACCAUGACUCGUGGCACCACGAUCCGUACUCCCUGCACAGUCCGUCCGACAGCCUGCUGGACCUGCCGCUCAUCGGCUCUACCUAUUCCUUUGAUUCCACGGCAUCCGGGUCUGGUCCUGGCCCGGCCGCUGGGCCGGUCGACAUGGCCGGCUCCUCGGAGGGGGCCCAGCCCAACAUGUCGGCCCAUCACGCCGGCACUGCCGGCCCCACUCCUCCUCAAAUCGUGGUCUACUCGUCGGACGGCGGGGUAACUGGCGGCUUGCUGCCGGCCACCUCGCGGCACUUCUUCAUCUUGACCGAGUUCGCCGAUGGCGGGUCCCUGCAUCAGGCCAUUCACAGCUCCAAGGCUCGGCUUCCCCUGUGGGUGAAGCUGAAGCUGGCCCUGGACGUGGCGCGCGGCAUGGAGUACCUGCACACCCGGCCAAAUCCGGUCAUCCACCGAGAUCUCAACCCGCAAAAUGUGCUGCUUGUGUUCGGCCGGCCGGGGGCCGGGCGCGCGCGGGCCGACCCGAAUGCCGCCGGGUCCCUCGCGGCCGCUGCGGCCGCUGCCACCCCAUCCACUGCCAGCCAGCUGCCCAGCCGCAGUGCGCACAGUCGAACCCUCAGCACCGGCCUGCUCGGUGGCCAGGAGGGCCCCGGCGGCCUGGGCGGUCUGGGCCCGGCCUUCCCUUCGGGCACGCCCUUGUCGUCGGUGUCCGAGGUGCCCGGAUCGCCGCCCGGGUCGCCGCGAGCCGCCACGCCCCCCGAAGCGCCCCCCGGGCCGCCGUCCCUGGAUGAGUGGGACCGUAACAGCAUCGUCCUCCGGGCCGUGGUGGCGGAUUUCGGCGAGUCGCAGCUCCUGCUGGAGGGUGAUGUGGACCCGGGCGCCUCCGGGUCUCGGCCUGCCUUCCGCCAGGGGCCCGCCACCGGGCCGCACUUCCGCGACAUGACCAAGCAGCCAGGGAACCUUCGCUACAUGGCUCCGGAGGUCUUUCUCCAGGCGGACUAUUCCACCAGUGCUGACGUCUACUCUUUCGGCCUUUGUUUGUGGGAGCUUUUGGCCGAGGCGACUCCGUUCGCCGGCCAGCCGCCAGCCUAUGUCGCCUUCCACAUGGCCAACCAUGACUUCCGACCGGCCCUACCCAGCGACCGGGCCACCCUUCACGUGCCGGCCAUGAUGCCGGCCACGUCGGAUUAUGUGCAGGCCCCGGCGCCGACAUACCUAACCAGCGCCGACUCCCAAGGGUCUCCCUGGCCACCGGGGGUGGUUUCCCUGAUUCGCGAAUGCUGGAGUGCGUCGCCUGCGCGGAGGCCCAGCUUCUCCACCAUUGUCACCCAGCUGGGGGACAUCCUCAACCAGGUGGCCCGGUCGACGACGGCCGUGGCACCUUUCUUCUCGGCCGAGCCGCCGGCGGCCAUCAACGGCCCGGUCAGUCCUGAACCCCAUCAUCCCCACUCGAUGUUGCAUCCUGGCCGUGGGGCGAUUCCCCCGCUGCCCGGGGGCGCCGGCCCCUUCCACCGGCCGGUUCCCUCCGCCAAGUACAUUGACUGAGAGAAGCCGUCCUUCUCGCGGGCGAUGAGAUGCUGACGAGGAGGGCGCGCGUGUACUCCCCCGUUCUCCCCCCCCCCCUUCCGCCUGUCUCUCUCUCCCUCUCUCUCGCCCCCCCCCUCCCUCCCUUCCUCCCCCGUCUCCUCCUAUCCAUCCUUCAGUUCCGGGCCGAUCCUGUCCCACAUCCCCUCUCUCCCUCCUCAUCCUCGUUCAUGCCACGCACACACAGAGCACACAAUUUUGCCUGCCCGCCCUCCCCUUCCCAUGUCAUUCUCUGUCAGCGGCGCCCGCCGCGCACUGUAUAUUCCCCUUGCCUUGUGCCCU
Messenger RNA from Fonticula alba, 6348 nucleotides. Its product is annotated as TKL/MLK protein kinase. Gene Ontology annotation, biological process: protein phosphorylation; signal transduction. The record is from RefSeq and is a predicted model, not a curated record. The transcript is spliced from 13 exons. Gene Ontology annotation, cellular component: cytoplasm. Gene Ontology annotation, molecular function: protein kinase activity; ATP binding. Lineage: Eukaryota; Rotosphaerida; Fonticulaceae. The coding region runs from base 112 to 6027 and encodes 1971 amino acids.